Messenger RNA from Naegleria gruberi, 1447 nucleotides. Its product is annotated as arfGTPase-activating protein. The transcript has a single exon. Bases 74 to 1303 code for a protein of 409 amino acids. Lineage: Eukaryota; Heterolobosea; Eutetramitea; Acrasida; Naegleriidae. Gene Ontology annotation, biological process: intra-Golgi vesicle-mediated transport; endocytosis; endoplasmic reticulum to Golgi vesicle-mediated transport. Gene Ontology annotation, molecular function: GTPase activator activity. The record is from RefSeq and is a predicted model, not a curated record. Gene Ontology annotation, cellular component: Golgi apparatus.
ACCGUUUGUUGUUCAUCAUCACUCAUCAAACUCUAGUCAUUUUAUCAUCUUCAGUUUAUAUAAAGAGAGGAAAAUGUCCAGCAAACAAGAACAAAAUUCAAGGAAUAAGAAACUUGUCAAUGAUCUUUUAAAGAUACCAUCAAACAAGGUUUGUGCUGAUUGUAACGCAAGAGGACCACAAUGGGCAAGUACUACUCAAGGUGUAUUCUUUUGUAUAAGAUGUGCUGGUUUGCAUAGAAAAUUAGGUACACAUAUUUCCAAGGUGAGAAGUGUUGGUCUUGAUUCAUGGAAUGACGAACAAAGAAGAAUGGUUGAAUUAUUUGGUAAUGAGAAGGCUAAUACCAUUUUCGAAGCCAAAUUGGACAGAGAAAAACCAACAGCAGAUACCGAUACUGCAACAGUGGAAAAGUUUAUCAGAGCAAAAUAUGAGAGAAAACUUUGGAUUGAUAAUGAUGCAUAUGCUAGAGAAUACGGAAAUUUGGAUUUGAAUAGUGAGGAUUCAUCACCUGCCACUACACCAACCACUCCACUCAAACAAUCAAUCUCUACACAAAAUUUCCAACAAAACAGACAACAAAAUUUACGUUCAGUAUCAUCUCAAGAUGACAUUGCUAAUCCUCCUCCACAAAAGCAAACAAGACCAGUUCAACAAGUCAAGCAACCACCAGUUCAACAAUCUAAUACUCCAUCAUUGAUUACUUUUGAAGAUACUCCAAAACAAAAUGAUUUAUCCGAAUUCAUUAUUAUGGAUAACACUCAAACAGGACAAAGAACACAAGUAUCUAGCAAGGAUAGCGUUUUGAAUUUAUUUGAUUCUCCUCUCCAACCUACUGCCAGAAGUAAUCAACCUCCACAACAACAACAACAACAACAACCAUUCACAAUUCCAGGUGGUCCUCCUCCACUCAACAACAACGGAAUGGGAAGAGGAAUGAAUUAUCCUCCACCACUUAAUAAUGGAAUGGGAAUGAAUGGUCCACCACCACUUAACAAUGGAAUGGGAAGAGGUAUGGGAUAUCCUCCACCACUCAACAAUGGAAUGGGAAUGGGUAUGAACGGACCUCCACCACUUAAUAAUGGAAUGGGAAUGAAUGGGCCUCCACCAAUGAUGGGUAGAGGAUAUCCACCACAAGGAUUUAAUAAUGGAAUGGGAAUGAUGAAUGGUCCACCACCACUUAAUAAUGGAAUGGGAAUGGGUAUGAAUGGACCUCCACCACUCAACAAUGGUAUGGGAAUGAAUGGACCACCAAUGAUGGGUAGAGGAUAUCCACAACCAGGAUACAACCCUGCAAUGAGAUUCUAAUUUUUUGUGUAAAGUUGAGUGAUAAUAUAGUAUAUUUGCGGAUUUGCUAUCGAAAUAUCAAUUAUUGUAGCAUAAUAAUGACCUUGGUCAAAAAAGAAUAAAUUUUGUAAACUAAAAGUGUCAUGCUCCAAUUUGUUCUUUUUC